AUGUCUGAUUAUUUAAAUGAAAAUCCUGAUGUAUUGGAAACAAACCAACUUCCAACAAGAGAAGAAGAUGAUGAAUUGAAUAAUUAUCUAUCAAAUGGUAUACAAAAUAAAAAUGGAUUGGAAAGAAGAAAAUUAUUACUAAAGAUGGAUAGAUCCUUAGAAUCCCAAGUCCUGAAGGAUGUUGAAUUAUUAGAUAGAUUAUUACUUCUGAAUUCUAUAACGGAAUCAACAUCAGAUGAAGAAUCCGAUGAAAAUCUUAAAUCACUCACACAAUCUACACAUCUUAUCCAGGACACGAUAGAUCCUAUUGAUGCUCAAGAAAUUUACGAUCUUACGGCAUACAUUCAAGAUCCAGAACAUCCUUUAACUUUGGGUCAAUUAUCUAUUGUUAAUUUGGAAGAUAUUCAAGUUCAUGACACAGGAAACCAAAAAGAAAUGGCUGAAGUUGUUAUUCAUAUAACUCCAACUAUUACUCAUUGUUCUUUAGCUACAUUAAUUGGUCUUGGAAUAAGAGUAAGAUUAGAGAGAGCAUUACCACCAAGAUUUAGAAUUACAAUUCUAUUAAAGAAGGGCACUCAUCAAAGUGAAAAUCAAGUAAACAAACAAUUAAACGAUAAGGAGCGUGUAACUGCUGCUUGUGAAAAUGAACAGUUAUUAAAUGUUGUUUCCAACAUGUUAAGCACUUGCAAAUAA
Messenger RNA from Henningerozyma blattae CBS 6284, 693 nucleotides. It is a transcript of the gene CIA2, whose product is annotated as iron-sulfur cluster assembly protein CIA2. NCBI's taxonomy places the organism in Eukaryota, Fungi, Ascomycota, Saccharomycetes, Saccharomycetales, Saccharomycetaceae. Gene Ontology annotation, biological process: iron-sulfur cluster assembly. Bases 1 to 693 code for a protein of 230 amino acids. The record is from RefSeq and is a predicted model, not a curated record. The transcript has a single exon.